This is a messenger RNA of Entrophospora candida, 780 nucleotides long. The record is from the annotation of a GenBank genome assembly. Lineage: Eukaryota; Fungi; Glomeromycota; Glomeromycetes; Entrophosporales; Entrophosporaceae.
AAGCCACCAGAAGUUAGGUAUGUUCCAAAUAAAGCAUCAUCACAGAUGUCUGGAUAUUAUAGUCUUAGAAGCAAUACUAAUAAUCAUCUCCAUAACAUAAGUCAGUAUGCUGCCAGCAAAAAUUCUCUUUCUUUUGAUUGUUAUGUGGUAGCAUCAUCCAGUAUAGAUACUAGUACAUCAUCACAUAAAUCAUUUGCUGCAGAUCAAUAUACAAAACUUUCAAAUUUUCCAAAUGCAAAACUUAAUAAUAGUCAAAUUCUCUGCAGUAAUAGCCCCAUUAUUCGUAAGUGCAGUAAUAACAACUACAGUGACAUUGCUGACAAUUCCAAUAAUAGCAAUUUUCUCAGAUCAUCUUUUAAUAGUAUUAAUAAUGUUCAAAAAGAAAAAAUGAAAGAGAUGACCAAGGGAGAAAUAAAUGAACAUAAAAAACCCAAAAUUGAAACACUAUUAACAUUUUUGUCACUUCAAUCAUUUGAUGGUAAAUUUCAACCUAAAAAUAAAUUUCUUGAAUUUUUUGGAAAAAAUUCAUUGGAUGAAUUCAACUUUGAAAAUAAUUUUGAAAAUAAAGAUGAUGAGCAGCAAAAAGUAAAAUUGUGUACUAUUAUUGCAUUGAUUUAUUUGGAAGUGGUGAUGAUGAAGGAUUUUAAAGAUGAAUGUGAUAUUUGUUAUGAAAAAUCUAAAAAAGCAUUAACAACUAAAUUUAAAGAUUAUAAUGAAGAGAAUGUCAAGAAUGUUAUGGAUAGUGUUAGGAAAUGGAUGAAUGAUUGGAUCAAAGAAUAA